GAGCUCUAAACUCUGACUCUAUACUUUAGGUUCUUUUUUCUCUCCCUGCCCUUUACGUUUUCUUUUAUUUCUCUCUAUUCUCAAAUCUUUCCACGCAGAGAGAGAAAGAAGCAGAGAGAGAAUGACAAUGGCGGUGCCUCAGAAAUGGGUUUGUGUGUUUUCUGCUGUGAUUGUAUUGUUGUUCGUUGGUGUCGUGGCUACUUCAAGACCCGAUGUUGUUGGGAUCUCUGCUCUUACCAGGAAUGUAGAAGCAGAGAAGGAACAGAGCUCAAGCAACUCAACAAUGGCGGCCAGGUCUCAAGAAGAGGCUGAUGCAUUUAAUGAGAAAGCAGUUGCUGCUGAUCCUGAAGAGGUGGUUUCAAUGGUAGAGAUGAACAUCCGCAACAGUACUGAAAGGAGGAGGUUAGGCUACUUCUCUUGUGGAACAGGCAAUCCUAUUGAUGAUUGCUGGCGUUGUGACCCCAACUGGCACAAGAACCGCAAGCGCCUUGCUGACUGUGGCAUUGGUUUUGGCAGAAAUGCCAUCGGUGGCCGUGAUGGUCGCUUCUAUGUUGUUACUGAUUCUAGUGACCAUGACCCUGUGAACCCAAGGCCUGGAACUUUGCGCCAUGCCGUGAUCCAGGACGCUCCUCUAUGGAUCGUGUUCAAAAGGGACAUGGUGAUUCAAUUGAAGCAGGAACUUAUCAUGAACAGCUUUAAGACCAUAGAUGGCCGUGGGGUCAAUGUUCACAUUGCUAAUGGUGGGUGCAUCACUAUCCAAUUUGUUACCAAUGUGAUCAUUCAUGGUCUACACAUCCAUGACUGCAAACCCACUGGCAAUGCUAUGGUGCGUAGCUCACCAUCUCAUUACGGAUGGAGGACAAUGGCUGAUGGUGAUGCCAUCUCUAUUUUUGGAUCAAGUCACAUUUGGGUGGAUCACAAUUCCCUUUCUAACUGUGCUGACGGCCUGGUUGAUGCUGUUAUGGGUUCGACUGCCAUCACCGUCUCCAACAAUCACUUCACCCACCAUAAUGAGGUAAUGCUCCUGGGCCACAGUGACUCUUAUACCAGAGACAAGCAAAUGCAAGUGACCAUUGCGUACAACCAUUUUGGAGAGGGACUGAUCCAGAGAAUGCCAAGGUGUAGACAUGGGUACUUCCAUGUGGUAAACAAUGACUACACUCACUGGGAAAUGUAUGCCAUCGGUGGCAGUGCAGAACCCACCAUCAACAGCCAGGGCAACAGAUAUAAUGCUCCAGCCAACCCUUUUGCAAAGGAGGUGACAAAGAGGGUGGAUACAGCUCCAGGCAAAUGGAAAAGCUGGAAUUGGAGGUCAGAAGGAGACCUGUUGGCGAAUGGAGCUUACUUCACUCCAUCCGGGGCUGGAGCUUCAGCUAGCUAUGCUCGCGCUUCAAGCUUGGGUGCCAAGUCUUCUUCCAUGGUCGGAGCAAUGACUGCUAAUUCCGGUGUUCUUGGCUGCCGCAGGGGCCAUCAGUGCUAGUCUUUUCAGUCAAAUUUAAGUGGUCAAAAAGAGGCCACUUGGUUUUCUCUCUUUUUUUUUCCUUUAAUUUUUUCUUACAACUAUAUAGUCCUGCUACUUCUGCCUGUUACUCGUGUCUCAGCCAUUGUUUCAGUCAUAUCUAUCUGCAUUCAUCACAUAUAUUGGCAAGUGUACAAUUUUUACACAUGUCAUACCUAUACCAUCUCGGCAUCUCCAUUCCAGUUUGUCUCUGUUAUUUCUCAACCUCGGCCUGCUUCAGAUGAAAACCAACACCUUAUACCAUUAUCCAGAAGAGCAGGCGCGGAAGCGUUGUUCAUUUUAUUUCUUUCACCUCUUUCCUUCCAUUUCUUUUGCCCUUCCCAGUUUCACAUCUCCUUUACUUCUAGCUACCAGUCAUGCAUCUAUAUCUACAGUGUCAGUCUUGUUCGAUCUCCACAUACUGUCUAGGCUUUUGAGUCUAUAGGAUUUGAAUGAUUUGUGAUCUUUCUUUCUUUCUUUCCUUUCCUUUUUUUUUUUAAUUUUAUCUGUCUAGUGAUACAAGCAAGCAGUACCAUGGAUUUCAAAUCUGAGUCGAUGGAAAAACUUUGUUACAGAGUGCAAAGAAAUAGCAAUGAAGUUCUUUACCUCUUA
Molecule: messenger RNA, 2110 nt
Organism: Populus nigra (black poplar)
Lineage: Eukaryota; Viridiplantae; Streptophyta; Magnoliopsida; Malpighiales; Salicaceae
Product: probable pectate lyase 8
Exons: 7
Coding region: 122-1480 (452 amino acids)
Molecular function (GO): pectate lyase activity
Source: RefSeq, a predicted model, not a curated record